AUGAGUGUAAGUGUCAACAUUGGAAAGCAUCCUAAAAAUGUCAAACAAGAUGAGAAUGGAUACUAUUAUACCGAUGACUCCGGUGGAAGAGUUAAUCUUACGGAUGAAUGGUACCCUGACCCAGAAGGAACGUACAGAAAGUUAACACAUACACCAGAGAGCAAUGCAAAAAUCAGUGCUAUUGUUUGUAGUGGAUCACAACAAAACGGCUUUGAAGAAGCUAGCCUCCCUGAUUGUGGAUUAAUUUCUGUUUACUAUUGGUCAUUAGAUAAUACUUGUAGUAAGCCACUACUCAUUCAACUUGGUAGCGGAAAUACGUAUUAUAUCACUGAAGGUGGUGAUGGUUGGAAGAAUCAGAGUGAUAUAAACGACACUAAUCUCAGGAAGAAACUUAACAAACAAAACUGUAAAAGAAACCAGGCACAUACUAUAGAUCUCUCUAAUAAGGGAAAUACUACUUACUCUUGCCCAAGUUGUAGAGCAAGUAUCCGUGUUUACAACAGUGGUUCCUACGGAGGCAUAACCUCCUAUGGACAUGCGAUUACUUCAAUAUCUGGGUUCAAGGAUAAUACUGAUGAUCAAAUUGGACUUCCAUCUCUAAAGGAUGUUAGCAGCGUUACUGUUUUUUGGAGUAAGUCAGGUGGAAUACCACUCCUAAUCGCCCAUCAAAAUGGUUGGCAUAAUUGGUAUAGGAGAAAUAGUGACACUGUUAAUACUUGGAGUGAAGUUUCCCAGUAUGAUAGACCUACAGGCCCUAGCGAUGAAGAUGGUAAUAUGCAGAAACUUCUCCAACGCAAUUACUAUUAUCCUUCCAUCAUUAUAGAUCUUUCCAGACCAACUAAUGCAACAUACUCUGAUAAAGGUACAGGUAUAGAUAUAACUGUGAGAAGUACUUCAGUUUAUGGUGGUUAUCAUAUGUUUGAACAUUCUCUGAGGGGUGGAUUAUUUAAACUAAAUGGAGUUCAACAUACUGAACAAACUAAUCUGAAUGGUAUAACGUCUGACGGUGAGCUAGGUAGAAAAUUGGAGAGUAUAACUGCCUGCUAUUAUGGAGAUCAUCCUUCAGAAGAGAAAAGGCUUCUCUUGGUAGAACUGGUUGUUAGUGAGAGAGAAACGAAAUACAAGUACUAUUAUAGGACAACUAAAGGUGCAGAUUCUUGGACAAAGCUUGAUAGAUCUGAAGGAGAAACUACUAGACUAAAGGAUAACUCUCUAAAGGAAGAACUUGAGAGACUAAAGAAGGAACACUUUCCAGAUACACCAGACCCUUCCCCAGUAGCUCCGUCUCAAUCAUCCGAAGCUAAAGAUUAUAGUUCUGUCCCUGAGAAAUCUACAUCACCAGUUGGUCCAUUAGUUGGAGGAACUGUAUGUGCACUGGUAACUCUUGUGGCUAUGGUCUUGUUGGUAAAGUUUUGGCCAAAAGUAAGGACGAGAUUCGUUGGAAUAUGGAAUGGUUUUGGUAUUCAUAAAAAAGGAGAAUUGAACAUGUGA
Messenger RNA from Theileria equi strain WA, 1491 nucleotides. RefSeq lists its product as hypothetical. The coding region runs from base 1 to 1491 and encodes 496 amino acids. The record is from RefSeq and is a predicted model, not a curated record. The transcript has a single exon. NCBI's taxonomy places the organism in Eukaryota, Apicomplexa, Aconoidasida, Piroplasmida, Theileriidae.